AAACACACACCUUCCCUCCUCCGAUGCAAGAAGCAAAAGAAAGAGUCGCAAACUCAAGUGUUCAGUUGCACAGUCAGUCAUUCACAGGUACACAGGAUACUGAGGUUGUGAGAGAGGACAGGAUACAGACAACAGCCACUGGUUGCUCACAGAUACUCGGCACUGAAGGCCUUCCCUAUGUGUGGCUCUUCUCAAGGCUUAACAGCCGCAUCCUCUCAGUGCACCACAGCCAUGUUAACCUCAGAAAGGUCACCACAAAACUCAGGUAUCACCACAGCAGAGAUGCCAGAGACACAGGAUGUAGACAUGACAUCAUGGAGUGAGGGAGACUUUGAACAAAAGUGCACUUAUAUCGUGAAAGACCAACCUCUGGAGGAAGAGUUGGAAAACGACAGUAGGACACGAGCUGAGAGAUCGUUACCCAGAAACCUCGCCCUGAAACGCUGCCUCAAUUCCACAAAGGUGCUUGGGGUGACCAGUAAAGAGCUGAUUCCUAAGGGGACACGUUUUGGCCCUCUGGUGGGGGAAAGCUACACCAAUGAAACGCUACCGAAAUAUGCUGACAGGAAGUACUUUUGGAGGGUGUUCUUGGAGGGGCAUUUACAUCACAUCCUGGAUGGUUUGAAUGAGGAACGGAGCAACUGGAUGCGUUACGUCAACCCGGCCUGUGCUGUGGAGGAGCAGAACCUGGUUGCGUGCCAGAACGGUUUGGACAUCUACUUUUAUACCAUCAAACCACUUCAGCCAGGCCAGGAGCUUCUGGUGUGGUAUUGCUCUGAAUUCGCCCAGCGCUGUAACUACCCUCCACUGGGCCAACUGGCUAUUGACAGUAUUGAACAGAGUCAAGCUCAGGAGAAGAAAAUGGGGAAACGAGGACAUACCGUCUCUGAAAUCCUCAGAAACGAGCCAUCCAAAGCCCUGACUACCUGCCCCAUAAGUCUGGACAGUCCUUUGUCUCAAACCAACCUCUCAACAGUUUUUCCCCUGUGUCCCCGUGUUGGCUACCCAAUCCAGUCUCAAUCAGAAUCCAUCCAUAGCCAUAGAUAUGCACUUCUGCCGUCCUGUAGCCCCCCAGCUGCCAAAAGACAAGCUCUAAGUAGUCCUGUCCCUUCAAGUGCGCACUUCACCUUUCAACACAGUCAAGGCCCUGUUACAGUCAAACCUUUCCAAGAGCCCUCUGUGCCUGAUCAAGUUCAUCCUGCUCUGAGGCAUGCUCCUUAUCUGUUCAAUCACUAUUCGCUUGGCCUUAACGACAUUCUACCUCGUUCAUACACAUUCUACAGUGAUCGACUGAAAUCUCACUUAGCACUUUCAUCUCAUUUACUUCCUUACAACGGCUAUGGAUACGUCCUCCAACCUCUGAUCAACGGACACAAAGACUUGACUCUUGCAUUAUCCAACACCACACAAGACCUCAUUCUUUCACCAAUCAGUGAGCAUAAAAACAACAAGGACCUCAUAUCUAAAAGGACAAACUACCUCGGGACCCCCUCAGAUGACCUCAGAGAUUUCAAACACUCACCUCCCAGCAUUGUCAGCGCUGAUCUCACUAUACCUGCCAUAUCCAGUGCUUCAUCCAUGGCCACUUCACUCCGCAGAGCACUGCCCUCUCUUGCGCCAGGAGGAUGCUCACCACCAGUGGGCAUGGCUGCCGCUUCAGACUACCUCCCUUCCAAACCAACUUCUGCCACUCAGAGCAAUACUGACGAUGCCAUGGACCUCAGGAAGACCAAACGAGCUGGGCAAAUAAUUGGCUACAAGACUCUGUCCUACCCCCUCACUAGGCAGAAUGGAAAGAUCCGCUAUGACUGCAACAUCUGUGGAAAGGUCUUUGGACAGCUGUCCAACCUCAAGGUCCAUCUACGAGUGCACAGUGGAGAGCGUCCCUUCAGGUGUCAGACCUGCAAUAAGAACUUCACUCAGCUGGCCCACCUGCAGAAACACUACCUGGUUCAUACAGGAGAGAAGCCUCAUGAAUGCAAAGUGUGCCAUAAGCGAUUCAGCAGCACAAGUAACCUGAAGACGCACCAGCGGCUACACUCAGGUGAGAAGCCUUACCAGUGCAAGCUGUGCCCAGCCCGCUUUACACAGUUCGUCCACCUCAAGCUCCACAAACGUCUCCACACCGGAGACCGCCCACACAGGUGUCCUCGCUGCCCUUGUGCUUAUCUCCACUACUGCAGCCUCCAGGUGCACCAAGGCUUCUGCCCUCUCUCCCCCUCGGCCUCCCACAGACACUCAACAGAGGAGUUACACCGAGUUAACUCCGAGAUUGAGAGGUUUGACAUGAGUGAGGCGGCAGAGCACCUCGAGGCCAUGGCUGCAGAGGCCGAGAUGGACAAGGGAAGUGUUAAUGACCUAAUAAAGAAGAUGGACAAUCAUAUUUCUGGCCACCAGGACAAUGGCAGAGAGGAGACUGAAGUGAACAUCUUCAAAGCAAAGGAGUGUUCUGCUGGUCAACUGCAUCAUGGCAGCCCUCUACCUCUGCAUCCAACCAGCAUCAAGCUGGAGUCAGGCUGCACAUCAGAGCCCUAAGACAGCCUUGCUAAUCCAGCCAUAUAAUCCUUACAGGUCAACUCAGCAGCUGUCUGUUACUGCCCUAUUUGAAGUAAAGCCUUAUCUCAAUCAUGGAUUGUCUAGCCUAUACUCUACUGUAGCAUGCAAAGAAUCAAGACUUAACCAGCAUGGUCUGGGACCGGUGACUUGAUUGAUUUAAUGUGUACAUUUUUGUUAAUUUAUUCUUUUGCUAAUGUUAAUCUAAAAUGUAUAAAAACAGAGAUUUGUGACAUAUUCUGCUAUUUGUUUUAUUUCUCUGUAACAUCUUCAUGGAGCAACAACUAAAUAUGUGAUUAUACAAACAGAAAGUUUGUCUGUAGUUGUGGUUUCACUGGGUGACGCCGAGUGUUUCUGUUUGUUUGCAUCCUAAUUAUAGUGACAAUUACUGUACAGACAUUACUAUGUAGUCUAAGUGAGCUUAGUGUUAAGAUAAAAGCACAGACGAAA
Molecule: messenger RNA, 3003 nt
Organism: Scatophagus argus
Lineage: Eukaryota; Metazoa; Chordata; Actinopteri; Scatophagidae
Gene: prdm1c
Product: PR domain containing 1c, with ZNF domain
Exons: 7
Coding region: 178-2535 (785 amino acids)
Biological process (GO): cell fate commitment; regulation of transcription by RNA polymerase II
Cellular component (GO): cytoplasm; nucleus
Molecular function (GO): RNA polymerase II cis-regulatory region sequence-specific DNA binding; DNA-binding transcription repressor activity, RNA polymerase II-specific; histone deacetylase binding
Source: RefSeq, a predicted model, not a curated record